UUAAUUGCUACUUUUUUUUAAUUCUUCCAUAAUUAUGUUCUUUGAAACUGGGGAUGGCAAAGAGUGAACCAUUUGCCUCCUCCGUACAAUCCGCACAACCGUGUCAUCACUUCGAAUUUCCUGAAAUUUUGUUAGCAACAGAAAACUUCGCUGAAUCAUUAGUAAUUGGAAGUGGAGGUUUUGGGAACGUUUACAAAGGUAACUUAAUCUAUGGAUCAAGUCUUUUCGUUGCUGCCAUUAAACGUUUGGAUUCAAUGUCCAAUCAAGGGGCAGCGGAGUUCUGGGCAGAAGUUGAAAUGCUUUCUAGGUUACGCCAUUGUAAUCUUGUGUCUUUGAUUGGUUAUUGUAAUUAUGAAAAAGAGAUGAUACUUGUGUAUGAAUAUAUGCACAAUGGAACACUUGAUGAUCAUCUACAUAAACUUCGCACCCCUCUUUCCUGGCUUCAACGGCUCAACAUCUGCAUAGGUGCCAGUCGUGGGUUACACUACUUGCACACCGGCACAGGGAUUACAUCUGGUAUUAUACAUCGCGAUGUCAAGAGUUCUAAUAUUUUAUUACAUGAAAGUUGGGCAGCUAAAAUUUCGGACUUUGGGUUGUCAAAAAUUGGCCCAACGAAUCAACCAUCCACUUAUGUAAACACACUUAUUAAAGGCACUUUUGGGUACUUGGAUCCCAAUUACUUCACAACUGGAAAGCUUACAAGGAAGUCUGAUGUGUACGCUUUUGGGGUGGUUUUGCUGGAAGUGUUGUGUAGGAAGCGUGCAGUGGACAGAAGUCUAGAUGAGGAGGAAUGGGGUUUAGUGACAUGGGUUCAAGAUUCUAUCAAAGAUGGGAACUUAAAGCGUAUAAUUGAUUCGGAUGUAAGGGAUGAAAUAUCGCCCAAAUGUUUGAAGGAAUUUGUUAGUAUUGCAGAGAGGUGUUUACACAACAGUCCAAGACAACGACCUACCAUGGCUGAGGUUUUGGUCGGUCUUGAGUCUGUACUAGUUUUACAAGAGAAAUUCAAUAAAUCACUACAAGCUACAAGUAGAACAAUAUUGAGUAGAAUGGUUAAUGUGCUUCCUUUCAUCUCCAAAGGAGAAAAUUCUGGUGAUUCAAAGUUUUCAAGUAAGAGCAAGGGAAACAAUGGAAUUGCUCAUUUUCAAAGUCCAAGCCCAAAUUUGAAAGUAUUUAAGUUUUCCGAUUUAGAAAAAUCUACGAGAAAGUUUAGUCUAGAUUUGCUCUUGGGCGAGGGAGGUUUUGGAAAGGUGUUCUUAGGUUGGGUUGAGGAGAAUACAUUAGCCCCUUCAAAACAAGGUGUUGGAAUCCCUGUCGCCGUAAAAAGGCUCAAACAAAAAAGCUCUCAAGGACCUGCUCAAUGGCUGGCAGAGGUGAACUUCUUAGGACAUAUGGAUCAUCGUAAUAUCGUUAGACUAUUGGGAUACUGCAAAGAUGAAUCUGAGCACUUGCUUGUCUACGAGUACAUGCCGAACAGAAGUUUUGAUCGCUUUUUAUUCACUGAUAUUGCCAAACGACUUUCAUGGGGAACACGACUUUUGAUAAUGAUAGGAGUUGCUCGUGGGCUAACAUAUUUGCAUUCCGAAAAUGUCAUGUGUCGUGGUUUAAAAAGCGGUGAUAUAUUACUGGAUGAAGAUUAUAAUGCAAAACUAGGGGAUUUCGGAUUGGUGAAGUAUGGCCCCGAAACAGGAGAAACACAUGUUACUACACGUGUUAUGGGAACCUAUGGCUAUGCAGCCCCAGAGUAUAUCUUGACUGGACAUUUGACUACAAAAAGUGACAUCUACGGUUAUGGAAUUGUGUUGUUGGUAAGUAUAACAGGCCGAAGGGCAAUGGAUGUCAGACGACGUGAAGGGCAGCAGAGCUUGGUGGAUUGGGCAAGUUCAAUACAAUCAAACAGAAAAAACUUAAAGGAAAUAAUGGAUCCACGUCUUGAACACAACUACCCUCUACAAGGUGCUUUCGAAUGUGUUGCAUUGGCAUUAAGAUGCGUUGCAAACAAACCCAAAGAUAGACCUUCAAGUGAAGAAGUUUUGCAAAAUUUGGAACAAAUUUAUGCUCAUUACAAGUAAUGGUUUGAAGAGAAUCCAUGGGACCCCAAGUUUUGCAGGGUUUGGAACAAAAUCAUGCUCUACAAGUAAUGGUAUGCAAGCAAGAACCGG
Molecule: messenger RNA, 2159 nt
Organism: Helianthus annuus (common sunflower)
Lineage: Eukaryota; Viridiplantae; Streptophyta; Magnoliopsida; Asterales; Asteraceae
Product: probable serine/threonine-protein kinase PIX7
Exons: 6
Coding region: 54-2069 (671 amino acids)
Biological process (GO): protein phosphorylation
Molecular function (GO): ATP binding; protein kinase activity
Source: RefSeq, a predicted model, not a curated record